AUGAAUCCGGCGGCCGCUAACUCGAUGCCAGUGCCGGGCAAAUAUAGCUACAUACAUAAGGUCAUAGAUGGAAUCUCAGUGGCUGUGAAUCAUGUUCAAAUAGACUUCAAUUGUGAUGCUUUCACCAGUAGUGUUCAGAUCACAAGAGUUGUGGUUGAGUCUCGGACGCCGGAGGGUCGUAAGGGAGACUUAAGACUGACUAGAAUCAAAUCACCCGACACAGGACAGCUACUGAUAUUCAAGGAAUUGGAGUGGCAAAGUGCUAGGAUAGAAGCAAAAGCUCAUGGUGCUGCCUCAGCUAAUCUACCACCGUUACGAUUGCUGCUCGGCAAUACACAAUGUCGCAUCGUUAUAAAAAAGCGCCUCUCAGAUUGCGCGGUGUUGGGUUCGCGGUUGGCGAUAAGGCCGGAACCUCUCGCGUGGGCUUUGACGGACGGUCAGCUGCGCGCGGCACUAGCGUGCGCCGCCGCACUCGCGGAGCCCGUAAAGAAGGCCACCGCCGCCGCUACCAGGGCCAAAGCACUCAAGAAGAUUGAAGAGCCCCGCGAACAGAUACAUAGCAGAACGAGUGGAGGUGAUCGCGACAUAUUGGCCCGUAUGUUUGCUAAACACGAUGUACGAGAAACAUCAUACCACUUGUUGGCACCUAGGAUCGAUUUACAUUUAUGCGACGACCCAGGAUUGGGGAGAUCAGAGAAGCCUUCGUUGUCUUCCGGUGGAGCGUUACAGCUGACGUUAGUGAGCAUGCAGGCGGAUCUGUUCCCGUAUCAUAAGGCAACGGACACAAGAGCACACUGGCGAGGAUACAGAGAAGCAGCUACACCUCACAGCCAAUGGUUGUCUCAAUCGCUAUCAUCAUUUUGUGCAACACUACUCGAAUGUUUGGACCCGAGACCUGUAACACCCAGUAACAAGCCUCAACAUACGGAGAAGUCGGAGGAGCAGAUGUCUAACGGUAUCGGUCCCCGCCCCGCUCACUCUGCCCCUACGCCUACUGCGACCCCUUCUGGCUCACAAGCGUCACCACCAAGAAAUAGGAUCCUGCAGCAGUUAGGGAAACUAAUGACGACAUGUCUCGUUCUCAGAAUAGACGAUUUUACGGUCUAUAAGGUAUCGACGGGUUCGAAAGGUCGUGAAGCGCCUCGGGCGUUAGUAAGCGCUGAAAAGGCGACAUUGCCUGGCGAUGCGGGGUUACUGCACGCCGAAUUAACAUUUUUCUACUAUCCAGGCGACGUAUGUUUGCCAGUUCCAUCGCCGAAGUUAUACGUGCAGCUGAGUCCGGUGCGCGUGUGCGUGGACGUGGCCAGCGUGGUCUGGCUGGGCGCGUUCCUGCCGCACGUGGCGCGCGCCUCGCAGGCGGCCGCCGCCGCCGCCGCCGCAUCGCACGACGACCCGCUGUACGUGGACGUGCGCGCCGAGGCGAUCAUGCCCAAGAUAGUGUUAGAAGCGGGAUCGGAACACGUGUCUCAGCAGCGGGAUCGACCGAGGGAAUUGCACAUAUGCACGGCGCGGGCGACGCUCACCAACGUGCGGGAACCAGGCCGGGCGAACUCAGCCGGCACACGGGCUGACUUAGCGGCCAUCUUGGCAGCACUGAGACGAUCAGCCCCAGCUACCGGACAGUUUCCAUGCGCGCACGACGAUUUAGAUCCCAUACACGAACAAUUCAUUUUGCACGCAAAUAAUUUGGAUGAUAUCGAUCGCGGCACAUCUAUGAGGCCUGAACUAUUGUGGCGGGAGAAUCGCGGCGUUUGGUGCGCUCGUACUGAACCUCUGUGGGCGGAUACUGCGGGCGCACGUGCCGCUGGAAGACCCGCCCCUUUACUAGACGCCGUCCCGCUCACAGCAUGGCUGUGCUUCGACGAGGGUCUGUCACGCAUUUGGUGUGUAGCCAGAACUUGCGGGCUAGCGGGACUUCAGUUGAACCACUACCAGAUGCUAUUCCUUUUCCGUCAACUGGAGAGAAUAUCAGAAAUGGCAGCGUGGUUAGCACAUGACGCUAGCAGGCAACCAGAUGCCGAUGAAGGAUCGAUAGUGCUGGGACUGGUUGUCCCAGCAGUGGAACUGACCGUCGUACUGCCGUCCGUUUGUCCCGGUCAGGAGUCAUCCAGAGAUCUGGACAGUGUUCCACUUGACUCGUCCAGUUUGCAGGAUUUGAAACUAGGUAAACUUUUAAAAAGUUUAGGUAUUUUAUUCUGUUUAAAAAGAACUUAUGUGUUUAUUAUAAUUAAAAAAAAAACACGAAAAAGUAUUACUGAAAGGGCAUUUGGUAAAUUUAAAAUUUUUUUCUUACUUGCUAUAACGCCGUGUACCAUUUAUUCAAAACGUCAUUUCGAUGUGUACACAAACAGAUUGAUUCAUAUUAACCAUCAUUCAGUCGACAUUACUUCGAGUUACUUUUUUAAAGGUUCGAUCGAUUUUAAACUUAAACCUGUAAAUAGUUAAGUUCAAAAUUGUCUGUCGUGCGUGACUUUUUAGAUAUAAAUAUUUGAAACGUGUAUAGGUUCAGAGUCUACGAUGGCUCCGUCUAUGAUAGACAGAGACAGUGGUGUUAUGGCGACCACGUCAGUGGAGGUGUACUCUACUCAACCGUUACCUGCUGACGAAGUACCGCCUAGUCCCGUCCUCAACUUUGGUGGUUUCUCUUCGAUGCGACGUGGUCUGACGUCCCUGGUGACAUCGAUAGAUAGUGCGCUGACGCGCGACGACGCCCGCAGCGACGCCGCCUCCACCGCUAGUUCGGACAGCGAACGAUACGUGGUCGUGGGACUGGCGGCUGAGUCGCCUGACGACGCCGACGUAGCGUUUAGGUAAUAAUGAAUUUAGGUAAUGACAGAUUGGGAUAUCGAUUCCUAAUAAUAUUUGUAAGUAGGGAUGAUUGUAAUAGUAUAUAAAGCACAUCAAGUUAUAUAUAUAUAUUUUUAAUGAAUGAUUUCAAAUUCUACUUGUGCCAAAUUAAAGUUAAAAAUCUAUUUAAAAAAUGUCACUGUUAUAUAAAAUUAAACUAAUUGAUAAUUUGUCAUCGUAGAGAGUUCGAACACGGUCGUGUAUCGAGCAGCGUUGAGGUGGCCGCUGAGGUGGUGGAACGUUCAUCAUCACCCAGCGACCACUCCGUCACCAGUUCCUGCAGGAGGCGAGACGUGAUAUCUACGUGUACGUGGCGUCUGAACAACAUUCACGUGGUACAUCAAAGCGUCAGCGGACGUUCCCGUCUGCGAUUGGCCGCGGAUGGACUCAGUACGGACGAGUGCUCCGCCAUACCGUGGGACGAGUUCCAGGUAAUAUGAGUGUUAUAUGUGAAUUGAUUAUGUACACAAACGUCAAAAUGAAACAAUACUAUAUUUAUAAUACGGGUGUAUACAGUAAACGAAAGUAAAAACCUUUUUUUUUCUCUGGUAAUAUUUAAUAUACUAUUUCCGUUAAUCACACUUUUAUACUUAAUAUAUUUAUAAUAUUGCUAAAAUUAAUUAUGAAAAAACAAUAAUUUUAUACUCUUUGUCACGUGACCGCAAACAGCGCAUGAGGUCACGCCCCUCUUACUCAUAUCAGUGCUUAGAGAAUUCAACCUUAUUUAUACAUAAAACUA
Diatraea saccharalis (sugarcane borer) is the source of this 3586-nucleotide messenger RNA. The record is from the annotation of a GenBank genome assembly. Lineage: Eukaryota; Metazoa; Arthropoda; Insecta; Lepidoptera; Crambidae.